Molecule: messenger RNA, 498 nt
Organism: Sphenostylis stenocarpa
Lineage: Eukaryota; Viridiplantae; Streptophyta; Magnoliopsida; Fabales; Fabaceae
Source: the annotation of a GenBank genome assembly
AUGGAGGAUAUAUCGAAAUACGCGCACAGACCUGCACACGUGGCAGUAGCGAGGCGUGACCAUGCCGCACUGCGCCACCUCGUUUCCUCCAUUCCUCGACUCGCCAAAGCCGGUGAGGUAAACACUGAAGCUGAAUCGCUCGCGGCGGAGCUCAAAGCCGACCAGGUGUUCGUGGUUAUCGACCGCUGCGACGUUCCGGGAAGAGAAACCCCUCUCCACCUGGCGGUGCAUCUCAGAGACGCUGUCUCCGCCGAGAUUCUCAUGUGUGCUGGUGCGGAUUGGAGUCUUCAGGACGAGCACGAUUGGAGUGCGCUCCAAGAAGCCGUGUGCACUAGAGAGGAAGCCAUUGCGGUGAUCAUCGCGCACCACUACCAGCCUCUUGUUGGCAAAAUUUCAGCGACUCAGCUCGCCAUCUUUUAUAGUGGAUGGGAAGCACUGCCCUGUCGCUUCAAGCGAUGGCGAAUAGUUAAUACACUAAUUCUGUGUUUGGAUUCAUGA